Messenger RNA from Acipenser ruthenus (sterlet), 2159 nucleotides. Its product is annotated as ribosome-binding protein 1-like. The transcript has 2 exons. Lineage: Eukaryota; Metazoa; Chordata; Actinopteri; Acipenseriformes; Acipenseridae. The coding region runs from base 798 to 1613 and encodes 271 amino acids. The record is from RefSeq and is a predicted model, not a curated record.
AUGGAGUGAGUGGGAGGGUGGAAGAGAGAGAGGGUGGGGGUGGAAUAGAGGGAGGGGGGAGAGAGAUGGAGAUAUCUCGUCACAGUGAGCAGGGUUAGCUGUAUAGUCCAGUCACAGUGAGCAGGGUUAGCUGUAUAGUCCAGUCACAGUGAGCAGGGUUAGCUGUAUAGUCCAGUCACAGUGAGCAGGGUUAGCUGUAUAGUCCAGCAGUCACAGUGAGCAGGGUUAGCUGUAUAGUCCAGCAGUAAAUAUGAAACACUGAGUGCUGACAUGUUUUCUAGUGUGCGAGUCAGCGCCUGUGUGUAGGGUUAACUCCCCUGAGCUCGCUGUUAUUAAAGACAGGUUUAGCAGAGUCGCUCAUGUUAAUAAUUUCUGCUCAUUUGGUCCAAGCUGUUCUUUAUCAGUCCUGUCAAUUAAUAAUCAGCACAGAGCCACCAAGAGACCAGACGCUGCCCCCACACACACACUGACACACACACACUCAGUGACGCACACACACUGACACACACACACACACUGACACACACACACACUGAGGAGAAAUUCAAAUAGAUUUUUUUAGGCUGCCUUUAUGUCCCCCUUUUUCCCCUCCCCUUUCUCUCUUUUCAUCCCUGGCCUCCCCUCUCUUAUAUAACUUUAUCUCUCUUCUCUCUCUCUCUCUCUCUCUCUCUCUCUCUCUCUCUCUCUCUCUCUCUCUCUCUCUCUGUCUCUGAUUAAAUCUAUUCCCUCUGUAUCUCUACGACUUCCUCCUCCUCCUCCUCUCUCUCCCUCUCUCUCCCUUUCUCAAUCCUCAUUAAAUGAGCAGUUUCAGUCAAGCAGCAUGUUUGUUACUCGUCAGUUUUUUUUGUGUGUGUGUGAUAAUGACUGUUUACACCCGCCAGUGCGCUUUCAUCGUCAAGCACCAGCACAUCACUGGAACCCAGCCAGGGCACUCGGGGUUAACAACCCAGCAGCCCUGCCCUCUCCCGGGGAGCCAGAACACUGGAGCCUGGGGAGCCAGAACACUGGAGCCAGAAUGCUGGAGCCAGGGGAGCCAGAACACUGGAGCCAGGGGAACCAGAACACGAGCCAGGGGAGCCAGAACACGAGCCAGGGGAGCCAGAACACUGGAGCCUGGGGAGCCAGAACACUGGAGCCUGGGGAGCCAGAACACUGGAGCCAGGGGAGCCAGAACGCUGGAGCCAGGGGAGCCAGAACACGAGCCAGAACACGAGCCAGGGGAGCCAGAACGCUGGAGCCAGGGGAGCCAGAACACGAGCCAGGGGAGCCAGAACACGAGCCAGAACAUGAGCCAGGGGAGCCAGAACGCUGGAGCCAGGGGAGCCAGAACGCUGGAGCCAGGGGAGCCAGAACACGAGCCAGGGGAGCCAGAACACGAGCCAGAACACGAGCCAGGGCAGCCAGAACGCUGGAGCCAGGGGAGCCAGAACACGAGCCAGGGGAGCCAGAACACUGGAGGCAGAACACGAGCCAGGGAAGCCAGAACACUGGAGCCAGGGGAGCCAGAACAUGAGCCAGGGGAGCCAGAACACUGGAGCCAGGGGAGCCAGAACACUGGAGCCAGGGGAGCCAGAACACGAGCCAGGGGAGCCAGAACACGAGCCAGAACAUGAGCCAGGGGAGCCAGAACGCUGGAGCCAGGGGAGCCAGAACACGAGCCAGGGGAGCCAGAACGCUGGAGCCAGGGGAGCCAGAACGCUGGAGCCCCCCUCCCCCAGUGCAUUCUGGAGAAUUUCCUCAAAAUGUGACCCCGUGCGACCUCUCGGACGUGAGAAAAGGAGCAUGGAGAAAUAAAACGAACGCAAACAAAAACGCUCAGAAAAAGGCGAGCUGGGAGAGGAAGCUGCAGUGGAUGAUACAGCUGCCUCGCCUCCUUCCACAGCAACACACCUGGGGGGAGACUGCUGAGAGAGAAGACGUUUGUUUUACAUCUGGAUUCAUUUCAGCUUGAAUAACACCCCCCUGCACACAUCGUGGGACCCCCCUCCCUUUCCGAUUGGAUUAGCCCCGACAGACAGACAGACAGACAGACAGGGGGACCGGACCAGGACCAGGUUGCCCUCUUUGCUGCAGUGUUUUUUUUUGGUUUUUUUCCCUGAAUUCUUCUCGGAUUCUGUUGUUCCCGGGAUUUUUUUAAGGACGACGUUUCAAACCCCAAC